AAUAAGGUCAAGCUACCUUACCUUACCGUAGGAGGGCGGGGCUAGGUCGAUACGGGACGGUACUUAUCCCUCGUGCCUAGCGCUAACAGAGAGCUCUUGAUCGAGAUCGAUCGUCAUAACUACGCUCGAUCAUAGUCGUGGGAUCGCCUUCGGAUCGAGCUACAAGUCCUUCCCGCGUCUGCAACCCGCCUGUCCUUGUUGCGGUUGCUGUCCGUGGGGGGUUACCUUAGCUUUCGGUUUUUUUUGUUCCCCUGUUUGUGUAUAAUACAAGAGCGUCGCCCGGCCCCCUCUCGGAACUUUCUUGGUUUGACUUACUUCUUAUUUCAAUCAACCGAAAACUUCUCGUCUUCGCAUCAGUGUGGCUUCUCAUUAGGAAACUCAAACUCUAGAGCAUUCAGCUCAAGUCCAAUUACCAAACAUAAAGCACUCAUAAGCAUAUCUGUCAAGGCGCCGACCUCAUAAUAUACAUUGCCCCUUCAACGCACCUCGAGAAUACUCCUGCAUUUCCCAUUCACAUACACCAAUUGUGUUGCCUUGUUAGUUCGACGAUAUCGGUUUGAGAGUAUCUUGAUCCAGAUUUGUCAUAGCAUUCAACAGUCAAAGCUGUCAGCCUAUCAGCUUUCCAUCAUCCUCCAAUCGUUGGGUAAUUGUCAUACAAUUGUCAAAAGUCAAUUGCCUAGCGCCAAUAUGCCUAAAAGAUCUCAUGAUGCCGCGAACAUGGGUGGCUCAACGAAGCCUGCCCCAACCCGAAAGACUGAGCGAUCCCACGAAGAAAACCAAGAGCGAGCGUAUAUUGCUGCCUCAAGGAGAGCGGAUCGAAGUCUCGAAGCCCGUGUUCAGUCGGCUAAGAUGGCCAGUGAAAUCCACAAGAAACGAACUGGCAAGGCCUUCCGAAUCACAGAGGAGAUCGUUAUGAAGGAGGAGAUGUAUGAGGAAGAGGAUGAUGAAUUCCCUCGAUCAUACCGGAUUCUCAGGCAGAGCAUGCAAACCGACAACCCCAUUUUCAAUGCUAGGGUGGACGCAUAUCUCGUUAAUCGUGUGGCCAUGUCACAAAUGAUCUCGGCCACUGAGAGCGACUGGCGCAAUAACGAAAUCAAUAUGGAAUUCGCAAGGAUGUUCCCUCGGGCUGAGCAACAAGCCCAAUCUCUUUCCCACAGGUACUCCACGCCAGGCUACCUAGGGCUUCACACACAAAACAACACCAUCUCGUCCCCCAUGGAGCAACAUAUUGAACCAAACUUCCAGCCUAUCAACUAUGGCCAACCGUGUAGCAAUAGGCAUGGCGGCAAUCGAAGCCUUUCCAUGUCAGGCCCUAUUUCAGAGCCAAGGAACGACACAGCCAUGUCGCCCUCAGCUCUCACACCAGGUUUAGGGUCCCAUCCUGAGACGCCGCAACCUCAUUGCACAGCAUCUUUUGCAAAUGUACAGCCGCCUCACAUGAUGGAAUAUGAUCCAGACAGCUCGGCUUUCACUUCAGCCCUACCGACUGAGGCCAGGCUGUUGAUGGGUGAGGGCAUGAACGAGACCUUCAGCUCUAGCCUUUAUCCUGAACCUCACAACUGGGGGCUUUCCCAAUCUUAUCCUUACAGCGGCGAGUCCAAGUAUGUUAAAGAGGAAGACGCCAGUCUCGGCACCGCUGCCGAGAGUUACCCUGAGCUACCAUGGGAUCGCUUCGACACCGGCACACCCACCAAAACCUUCGGCGACCAAGAGCCUGCAUGGGAAUACUUUCUCAACGAGAAUUGGGGCAAUGACCAGCAGCAGCAACAAUAAACCGAGUUGCCGAUUGGACCCCCCUUCCUUCUACUUCUUCAUUUUAGUUACAUUUUAGUUAUGAUUUUCAUGAUACUCUUAUCAGCGAUACAGUGGCGGUGCUUGCCAGGUCCAAAAGCAGCACUGUACACAUGGCUCGUUUUUGAACACUAUUAUCCGAUAUGCAUGGCGCUCGAGGGAUGGAUUGGAAAUUAAAUGCUUGUGUAUGGCAUGAAAACUGUCGAGGUGGCUCACCUGCAUUUGUUAGAAUUGCAAAAGGCUUGCGCCCUGAGUUUUGCACACUGGUCUGGAAUUGUUCAUUAUCAAUAUGGAAUGUUUGUUGUAUAUAUAUGAACAUAAUUACAGAUGAGGUUUUGUUUAAGCAGACUUGUCCACCGUUUCAUAGUUGAAUUAUCGUUAUAUGUUAUGAUAGUUUGUACGUGUGAUAGUGAUGUCUGUUACUGGGGGUGUUACAUGUGUGAUGUUGAUUUUGAAUGAGCUCCAUCCGGUCUUGGUGGGCGAAGAACAAAUUAUAGCUUCGGUUGGGGAUCAGGAGUGAAGAGACGAAUGAUGCCAUCACCAGCAUCCAAAUCCAUCGAGAGCAUGUGGUGUUAAUCUACCUUGUUGGUGCCUCUAGUCAUGAGAGUCACAACUACGGCAACCGAUUCCAGCAUCCACGUACCUAGUGAGUGAUAUGUUCACGAGAAGUAGUCCAGUUGAAUAGGGAAUGACACCACUGGUACAGCUGAACAAGACCCCGUGCCAAUACUGUUUGACAAGAAUUAAAUAAUGAAAUGCGACUUUGGGUUUAGUAGAAUUCUUUGUUGCCUUUUACCGAAAUAUCAGCGGGGAAAUGGACGAAUGGAUAGUAUUAGAAUUCGGGGGACAAUGCCAUGUGCGCUGAUGAUUGGCUUGACCAAGUUGUGUAUGUACGACCACCGAUAGGAAUCGCAUCAGUUGAAGUGGUUGAGUAGUAUUGAAUCCAUGCGUCGAUCAUUAUGCAGA
Messenger RNA from Fusarium verticillioides 7600, 2757 nucleotides. RefSeq lists its product as hypothetical. The transcript has 2 exons. Lineage: Eukaryota; Fungi; Ascomycota; Sordariomycetes; Hypocreales; Nectriaceae. The record is from RefSeq and is a predicted model, not a curated record. Bases 688 to 1773 code for a protein of 361 amino acids.